Paramuricea clavata is the source of this 6964-nucleotide messenger RNA. The record is from the annotation of a GenBank genome assembly. Lineage: Eukaryota; Metazoa; Cnidaria; Anthozoa; Malacalcyonacea; Plexauridae.
AUAAACGAAACAAGAAAAACAAUAAAUGCUCCUUCAGUUGUGAAUGGUGAGCUUGAACCUGGAUCAAAGUUCUGGUGUCAUUUUUGUGCUCUCGAGGUUAAGAAACAUAUCACCGAUGGCAACGUUUCUGUUCAAUUUGGUGGCGUUUUUGAACAUUUAGCGAGGUAGGAAAUGUCUGGCGAUUCAUGUGCUGAACGACCUUUUGUAAUAAUGGGCAGUCCAAUAAUGGGUAAGGCCAACAAGUGCUCUUCCACCUGAGUGAAAAAAUCAUUCUGUGUUAGUUACAAUCAAAUACUAGGGUGAGGCGGUUUUUCGGUAAACCGAAAAAACCCGAUGUUUUUGGAAAACCGAAAUACUCGAUGUUUCUUUUGGAAACCCCCCGAAAAAUCUGGAAAAACGAAGAAAAAUCGGUAUUUUACUGAAAUCGAACCAUACUUGUACGAGUUUGAUGCAAUUGAAUCAAGUUUUGGCAUUUACACACGAAAAACUGAAGAGACUUUGUUUGAAAUUUGAUAACGUCUUCAAAAUACCUUACGUCUUCAAAAUACCUUACGUCUUCAAAAUACCUUACGUCUUCAAAAUACCUUACAUACCUUAUCUUGCGUGAGUACUGAGUAGCGUCACAGAAUAAGAAGGUAUAGCAGAAGCGUAACUCUAGUCGUUUCCCUUAUUGUUAUACGUCCACGAAAAUUUUAACUCGCUCACGCCAACACGUCAUCCUGGCCAGUACAACCAGAAGUUUUUAUCAGGUUUUGGUAGGUACAAAGUGCCGGUUGUACUAGCUUGGAUGGCGUGAUUGAUGACGAAUCGCGGACAAAAUACUUGCUCGAGUUACGCUUCUGCUAUACCUUCCUAUUCUGUGGUAGCGUGUUGUCUUUUUUUACCGUAGUUUCGACUCGGUUUUUUCGGUCGGUUUUCGUUUUUUUGUAGAAACCGCCUCACGCUACCAAAUACUUUCUGCACCCUUACCGUUACACACUGAAUGAUUAACCUUUUCAACUUUUGUAAAAAUGCUUGAAAAGCUAUAAAACCGUUAUUACAUACGACGGAUAUAGACCUCGCAAUUAAAAAAGAAACCUUAGUUUAUAAAAUACUAAAUUCAAAAAUCAGGGUCUUGCCGAUCAUAACGACUAAUUUUAGAAAACUUGAAAAGAUCACUAUCCGAUGGAUUGUACUAUCAAAGCAAGGUCAUGAAAAAGAUACGGAAAUUAUAGUCAUAUAAGAUAAAACAUAUACUCUGAAUAUUAACAUCUUGUAAACCAAGCCCUGAUAAAAUAUUUUCUUCCAGGCAGCAGGCUUCCCAGACCAAAAAAUUCCUGCCAAUUUUUUUUAUAAAUAUGAAUUUUGGUUGUAAUUCAAUAACAGCGUCGUAUAUACUACAUUACUAAGUCAUAUACUACCUCAAUAUUAAGAAAAAUAUAGGUUAACUAGAAUUAGGAACAUGAAGGAAUUCUAUGAAACAAUAUUUGAAUUUUGUUUGAAUUUAUAUCAGUAUUCAUGCACUAUUUAAUAAUAGUAGUACGCCCUUGUUUUCCACAUGUAUCAUAAUCAUGAAUCAUGAUAACAGACAGUCGUAGCACUGCCACAUGAUACAGUUUUUUAUGUUGUGAUUGUUGUAUUUAUGCUCUAAUUGUGAUGUUUGUUACUUUAAUGCUGAUUUUUGAAAUUUCUCGAGCUUCAUUCUUGAUAUCUUUCUUUUCCUUAAAAAUUUCCUGUGAGAUUAAAAAAAUUCCUGGCAGCAUGCUGCCAGACUUUCUCAUGCCUUGUAAAUGUAAACAUGUGAGCUAUUGAGUAUUGUCGUAUUGAUGAUCUCAUACAAAACAAUUAUACACAAAAAUACUUCAGAAUGUACUAUUAUAAUCCAGCCUAAUCUGUUGUGUCUCGGAGCACUAUGCACGCAUAAAGUUUAAUUAAACAUAACUUAAUUAAUAGCGGCUUGAAAGCACCGAAAAAAACUCGUAGUUUUUAUUAAUUAAUAUGCUUGUAAAUAUUAGCUAUUGCUGCGUUCUCUCACUCAUCAGCUGAUCACGUUUUCUUCCCGUUUGCUUUAUCAAUAAAGAUGCGAGCACGCUUAUAAAUAGAUAUGACAAUGACUUCGAAAUAUCACCUCGAAUUUUCUGUCUUGUUUCCUAUAGUUCAUAUCUUGAGUUUACAAGAUGUUAAUAUUCGGAGCAGGGCUCGAAAUAGCGGGCUGCCAAUGGCCAAAAGCAAGCUAUGUAUUUUAGAAAUGGCAGGCAAAAACAAAUUUGAACUGCAUGCCAAAGUAAAAAAAAAUGGCAUGGCAGGUCAAAUUCUAUAUAGAUAUAUUUAAUUUAAUUUGCUUACCACAAGUGACACAACUAAUAUAUACUAUAGAUCAUUUAGUUGACUAAAUACGUUUAUAUUUGAAAUGUAAAUCCAAGCUUACAAUAAAAAUGCAAUCAUGAAAACAUUUGAUUUUUACAAUAUGACUCAUAGUCAUAUGAGACAUCGCCAUUUUGGCAGUUCAAUGAAUACAAAUGGCAGGCUAAAAUAUGUUUCACCUGCCAAAAGAUUUUAGACUGGCAGGCCAUAUUUUUUCUCUAGCUACUUCGAGCCCUGAUUCUGAGUAUAUGUUUUAUCUUCUUAUUUCGAAAAACUGUUUGGUUGUAUAACGUAUUAUAUAACAGUUUUAGCAACUGUUUUGAUUUUCAUAAAUGAUUUUUAGUGCUGACCAUCUGAAACAUACAAACAAAUGGUGGGCUGAAAAUGGUGCUGAGAAAAGUGAGAAAAGCAAAUUCUUACUCUCACAACAAGAACUUCACAGGUAAUAUUUUCUAGAUUUCUUUUAAGAAUACCUGUUAUACGACCCCUUUUAUAUAGUUUGAAAAUAAAUUUUACGAAUAUUAAACUUACUAUCAUAAUUAUUUGCAGUACUUUUUACUCGUUUGUUUAUACUUUGUAUUAUCUCUAUUUUUCUAUGUACAGAAGAAAUUUUAUUUUCAUUUUUUUUCAAUUUAGAUUUAAAGAAAGUGUUAAAGAUAAAUUGGAGGAUCUUGAAACAGAAGUUGGAAAAGAGCAUGACAAAGUAAUUUGGCAUUCUUUAUAUAUUUUAAAAUCCAAGAGUGGAGUUAAUUGAAAUAACUUUGCGCCUUUUUUGUAAACCCUGCGGUAUAUAAAGGAUAUUACUUUUAAUGUGCGUUAAUAUGCAAGCUACAUGCAGUCCCUAGCUAUAUAUAUACACUUCAGUAUAUGCAUAUAUAUGCAGCAUUUUUCAUCUCAUACAGUUUCCUAAGCAAUGAAGUAUGUACUUCUCAGUAUGAUUGGGUGUAGACCACUUUCAUAAUACAGAUGGGAUUAAAUAUUUUUAUGACUUGUGUGUAUUAAUAAACCCGUCAUGCACGGCCUCGUUCAGGUUCAACAAUUUUAAUUAAUUUCUGUCACAAAAACGAGGCCGAGAAGGCUUAUUAAUAUGUACAUAAAAGAAUAUUUAAACAUCUGUAUUAUGGAAGUGCUGUAUAUAGAUGUUCAUGAUUAUGAAUAUUGCAUUUAUAAUCACUUCACUAUUUUUUAGUCUGUGAUGUCUAUCCUAGAGAAAGAGAAACGCCAGAAAACAGUCGCUGCACAGGUCUGUAGUUGCCAGAUUAAACAUCAAGUGUGCUGCUGGUAAUAGUAUCCACCACAAAUUAAUUUAUGUUGUGUAUAUUAUAUAAUUAUGUUUGCUGUAUUGCUAUGUACCUUAGAUGUUUUGAGUAGAAUUUGUAGCUGAAUGUAGUAACCUCUAGUAUAUCAAAGCUUCGAAAGUUGUUGAAAUCUGAUUUCAACAUUUCGAAAUCAGCGUGGUGGGUGUAGAAAACAGAGAUUCGUAAAAGGGAUGGGGGUGGGAUGUUCUCAGGCAGUCAAAAUGUCAAAUUUUGUCUUAAUAGAUAGAUAGAUAGAUAGAUAGAUAGAUUUUAUUUUAUGACACGCUAUAACUUCGUCAAUUAAAAAUAUUGAUUUCCACGAAGGGCGUGUGUUCAAAAGUUAUUAUAUAAAAAUGUUCUUAUGGUAUAUAAUAAAAUAAAAUAAAAUAGAAAUAAUGUAACUUUUCCAAUUGACAAAACUGACAAUAUAGACAACUAACAAAACAUAUAGUGAACUAUUUACAAUAAAGGAUUUAUAUAUAAAAAUAUAUUAUUUAGGAACAUGAACAGCAAUGUUUCUUUCAAAUAGAGACUGGGACCCAAUUCCUCUGAUUUCUUUAGGGACUAAGUUCCAGAUUUUUGAAUCCCAGUCAUUAGACUCGCUCAUGUGCCAAAUACCAUUCCCAGAAUUGCUCAUGAAAAUACCCUGUAUUCCCGGUGAUCCAACUUUAUACUUUUUCUAUUUUUUUCUCUUUUUUUAAUUAGUCUAUAUGCCUUAAGCUGUAAGUAGUGUUAUUUAAGACGGGAUACUGUUUAGUAUUUAGAAGAUAUUUUCGAAAAUGUUAUUACUUUUUCCUGAAUGCAAUAUGUAUAGCCACCAGAACCUUGUGUUCCACCACCAGUAAUCUAUCGUACAGUCAAGAGUCAUCAUGGAAUUAUGCAGAAUCCAACAGGAUUGUAUGUAUAAAAAUAUAGUUUAUUAUCUCUUAAUCCAGAGAGCAGUUGCAUAUGCGUAGAGUGGACAGCGCUAUAAUUGGGUAGUUAAUGAUUUCUCAAUGUUCAUAUAAAAUUUACCAUCGAUAUACAACAGGUAUAUAUAUGGGGCUAAAUUUCUGUGGUGUUCUAUUUUAGCCAUGAUGGACAAAGAGUUUGGGGUGGAGGUAUUGUAAAAUACAGGUAUAUACCAAUUUUUCCUAAACUUGUCGACCAUAUAAAUUAUGAUGGGCUAAUAUUCCAGAUUGUGACUCCAAUACAGAAAUUGAUCACAUGGCUGUAUAUAGUGCUGUUGCCAAAUGCCAUGAAUGCAUGUAGCUAAACGGCUAUGAUUUUAUCUACUGCAUGUUUGAAAGCAUGUAUGCUACUAGCUAUAUGAAGGAUCAAAAACCAGUAAUAAAUGCUAGAGCUUUUGGAAGAAAUAGCCUAAAUUGCCACUUUGAAAUAAAUAUAUACAGUUUUUCAUGUGUCCGGAUUCGAUGAAAAUUAUAUCAGCUCCUGUUUAAUUAGUUAGAAUGCCCAGCCUUUGACAGGUCCUCACGCCGUGCAUGAUUGAUGUUAUGGUCGUAAAGUAGACUGUAUUUGUCUUGAUAUUAUCAGAAGUGCACGAUCUGAUCAAUGGUACCCAUGGGAGUUUGAUCUUGAUGAUGGAGAGAAGACUUUUCGUAAGUAAUGUUGAUGCGUUAAUUCAAUCAGUAAAUUCAGUAAUGGCAUCCAUAUAUUUUGUUCAUUGAGUUUUCUUAUUCCUAUCAGCUAGGAUGAUGAAAAUAAUUACUACUGUACUGUUUAAAGACAAACAAUUAAAACAGUAGUUUUUUGUAUGGAAUACUACUACCUGAAAAAUACAAAAAUAACUUCAGAGAGAACAAUCAUAGUAGCGGAGUCAAAACAAUGGACAAAUAAUCUGCAUAAAAUUACGAGUAAAUUCAACACUUACACACAGUAACCAGAAAAGAAAAAUGGUCCUGUCUGUAGUUUGCUAUUAGCAUGAGUUAUCGGCACUAGUUUUGUACGAUGUUGACAUGUUCAUGAACCGGUCUGUAGCAAUAGUGCAUCACUGCCGCACGGUCCGUGGUAAAAGUGCAUUGUAUGGCCCCCAAAUGUGUUUUCAUGUGUUUCUAUAGGUGGUUAUCAGCACGUCUCAAAGUUUCCAGUAGAAACAGGAAAGCUAGAUAAGAACGAGGUACACGAUCUUUUCAUACAAGUUAGGUUUCCAAUGGGCAAAGAAAGGUGUUUGCACACGAAAUUGAACAUUUUAAAUACCUGCAUACAGACUAUAUAUGAUAUUCUGACCACUUCAAUAUCCUUAUCUAAGGUUUUUUACUUUACUUUUGAUUUCUGACCCACACGCAGCUCACUUUAGCCACUGCGGGAAAAGGCAUCAGCAUUGCUGACUCGGCUAUUACUUAGACUACGACAUAGUCUGUGACGCAGGCUACUAUUACUCUGGGGCCUGUUGUUCAAGAGCCAGUUAGCUUAAUCCUAGGUUAACACAAAUUUCAAAGCAAUCUUCCCAACAGCCUGUUUACAAACAUGUAGAUAGUUUUCCACAAUUCAUGUCUGGAUCAAUAGAAGUUUUAGUUUCCAAAGUUUUGAAAUAAACUGAUGUGCUCAGACUAUAUCCUUCGUUAAUCGCAUUUUUGUCCAAUGUUGAAUGCCAGGACUAAACAGCGGGUUAAAUUUUAACCCAUACAGGGUUAGCGCUAACCCAGCUUUGAACAACUGGCCCCUGAGAGAUUAAACAUUUUUCCAUAUUUGUUUAGGAUGGGAAUGUUGGAGACAAUAUUCAUACUGGUAUGUUUUGCACUUGUAUUGGGUAAAAUAGUUUUCAAGGCACAUACUGCAUGUGUAUAUAGGGACAAGUUGAGUACAUAGUUCCAAUAGUUUUUUCACCUUGCUUGAAAUAUUUUAUCAACAGGGAGUAAUGAUGCGAACUAGGCAAGGAGCUUGCACCCACAGGCUUCAGACUGGUCAGAGUGACCGAGCAAACUUCCUCCGCAGGCAAAUAGAAAACGGCUAACCGCGUAAUAUUUGGCAGAGCACGUGUAGAGAGAGGGAGCGUGGUAGGAAAAGAAACAACGGAGAGUUUCUCUUUUUACUUAUUCUUCAAAAUCUCCUGUUACUAUGAAAAAAAAAGCGGUAUUCGUACCAUUUGACGAGGAGAUUGUCCACGGUAUACCACGCGAGUUUUUAUUUUUGAGUGUGGAGUGAGACGUUUUUCAUAUCUCACUCUGAAAAUAGUUAAAUUCAGGGGUUUUGAGUUUGACAGCAUCCACUCUAUCAACAACACUACAUUCAUACCUGUUAUUUUAUUUUUUGCAGGAGCUACACCGCCAUGGCUUCUUGCUGUGAGUAUUUGGUCAAAUACAAUUUUAGCGUUUUGUUAUUAA